AAAAAGAGCUUCAGCUCUCUGCCUUCCAGAGCUAAAAGUGAUGCAGAGAAAGCCAGCUGGAGUUAGAUACAACUAUAGCCAGUCUCGGAAUCUAAGUGCAGCUAGAAAGGGUACGGAUGAGCACCACUGAACAAGACGUUGUCACAAAUGAAUAUGAAUUUAAAAGUGCAAUAAACAUUCACUGAAGAGCUCAGCAGAGGAUCAAUGAAAGGAAUAAAAUGGCAGUUCCAGUAAUACAGCAUUUUAAGACACAGGAAAUGCAAAACUACUUUCCUUAUUAGACUCUAUAUUGUGGACUAAAAAACAGGAUACAAUGAUAUUAAAACACUGCAUAUUACUACUGCUGUUGGCCUCCUGCCCACUGUUGAGUUUUAUGAAAACUCUGUCAGACAGGACUAAUGGAGAUACACAAGUCAAGGUCACUGGUAUAUCAGAGAGUGAUGGGAAGGUACUCCAUCGCUUCAAACGUGGCUGGAUGUGGAAUCAUUUCUUUCUUCUGGAGGAGUACACAGGCUCUGAUUAUCAGUAUGUUGGCAAGCUGCAUUCUGAUCAAGAUAGAGGAGAUGGAAGUGUAAAAUAUGUCCUUUCUGGAGACGGGGCCGGUUCUUUGUUUCUUAUUGAUGAGAAUUCAGGUGAUAUUCAUGCUACAAAGCGUCUGGAUAGAGAAGAAAAAGCUUACUACACUCUCCGUGCUCAAGCAGUAAACAAGAGGACAGGCAGACCACUGGAACCAGAAUCUGAGUUUGUCAUUAAAAUCCAUGACAUCAAUGACAAUGAACCAAAGUUUACAAAGAGAAAUUAUGAAGCCAGUGUCCCUGAAAUGUCUGAUGUGGGUACUUUUGUUGUACAAGUUACAGCAACUGAUGCCGAUGAUGCUAGCUAUGGGAAUAGUGCUAAACUUGUGUACAGUAUUCUCCAGGGACAGCCAUACUUCUCUGUUGAACCUGCAACAGGUAUUAUUAGAACAGCUUUACCAAACAUGAACAGAGAGAACAAGGAAAAAUACCAUGUGGUCAUCCAGGCCAAGGACAUGGCAGGGCAGAUGGGUGGAUUAUCAGGGACUGCGACCGUGAACAUCACGCUCACUGACGUGAACGACAACCCUCCCAGAUUCAUUCAGAGUACAUACCAACUUAGCACAUCAGAGUCUGCUGAUAUAGGAUCAUCAAUUGGCAGGAUUAAAGCGAAUGAUGCUGAUGUUGGUAAAAAUGCUGACAUUCAAUAUAGUAUCAUUGGUGGGGAUGGAAUGGAUGUGUUUAACAUUGUGACUGACAGAGCCACGGGAGAAGGUGUUAUAACCAUAAAAAAGCAUUUGGAUUUUGAAAACAAAAGGAUGUACACAUUAAAAGUUGAGGCUGCUAACACUCACCUUGACCAUCGAUUCCUUCAUCUUGGUCCAUUUAAAGACACGGCAACAGUAAGGAUAACAGUUCAGGAUGUGGAUGAGCCCCCAGUUUUUAGUAGACCCUCCUAUGUCAUAGAAAUACAUGAAGAUAACAAUUCUGGCAGUAUCAUGGGAGCAGUUACAGCCUGGGACCCUGAUGCUGCUAACAACCCAGUCAGGUAUUCUGUAGAUCGACAUACUGAUAUGGACCGAAUGUUCAAUAUUGACUCUACGAAUGGCUCAAUUUCCAUAUUAAAACACCUCGAUCGAGAAACAUUGCCGUGGCACAAUAUUUCAGUUAUUGCCACUGAAAUAAGUAAUCCCAAGCAGACCAGUCGUGUUCCAGUUUUCAUUAAGGUUUUGGAUGUAAAUGACAAUGCUCCAGAAUUUGCAAUGUUUUAUGAGACAUUUGUUUGUGAAAAUGUAAAAGCUGGACAGUUGAUCCAGACCAUAAGUGCAGUGGAUACAGAUGAGCCACUUGUUGGGCACAAAUUCUUCUUCACUUUAAAUACUAUGAAUCCAAACUUUACAAUCAAUGACAAUGAAGAUAACACCGCCAGCAUUUUGACAAAAAGAGGUGGAUUCAGUCGACAUGAAACGAAUACCUACCUUUUGUCAGUUGUAAUAUCUGACAAUGACUAUCCUAUUCAGAGCAGUACAAGCACGCUGACUGUCAGGGUAUGUGCCUGUGACAGCAGAGGCAACAUGCAGUCUUGUAAUGCUGAAGCUCUGAUCUUUCCUGCUGGUCUCAGCACUGGAGCUCUUAUUGCCAUUCUCCUCUGUAUAAUUAUUCUUCUCAUUAUAGUGGUGCUGUUUGCAGCCCUAAGGAGGCAGAAGAAGAAGGAGCCUCUGAUCAUUUCCAAAGAGGACGUCAGAGACAACAUUGUCAGCUACAACGAUGAAGGAGGUGGAGAAGAGGACACACAGGCCUUUGAUAUUGGAACACUAAGGAAUCCAAAAGUGAUGGAUGCAAACAAGUUGCGGAGGGAUAUAAUACCAGAAAUGCUGUUCCCCUUUCGCCGGACAUCACCUAUUAAGGAUAAUGCAGAUGUCAGAGAUUUCAUUAACCAUAGGUUAGAAGAAAAUGAUACUGAUCCAACUGCACCACCUUAUGACUCACUUGCAACAUAUGCUUAUGAAGGAAAUGGAUCCUUAGCAGAGUCCUUAAGCUCAGUAGAGUCAGCAGCAACAGAUGGGGACCAAGAUUACGAUUACCUCAGUAACUGGGGACCUAAGUUUAAAAAACUAGCAGAUAUGUAUAUUGGAAAAGACAGUGACAAAGACUAUUAGUUUAAAUGUGAAAAUAACAAAGUGAAGUGUUAUUUGGAAACUUAAAACGUGCAGACUUGAAUAUUGUUUAACAAGAAACCCAUUUUUCACUUUCUGAUUUUUUUUACCUAAUGGUUUAUUUGAAUGGUUUAGGACUUUUGUGAACAUGCUGUGGAAAAUGUGUUUUGUAUCUAAAAGAAGAAAGGUAGUAGUAUUAUAUACCGGUGUUUAAGAAAAAAAUACACCAUUCUUUUACUCAAAUCUGGAAUAAAAACACAUGUAUAAAAUGACAAACUUAUUUCAUCUUUUUUUGUUUUAUUAUACAGUAUAGACAAAAUGUUAAUGUAAAAGAUUGGUAAGGUUUAGUAGUCAACCUGUGGUUUAAAUUAAUCCCUUGAUGUAUACAAUGUUGGAGACUGUAUACCCUACAGAUAAAAUGUGUAACAUGCAUUAUACAGUACAUGUUGUUUGAAUGCUGAGUCACAUUGUUUUUUAUAUUUAUAUUUUUAUAUUUAUUUUUAAUAAAACAAUUUGUAAAUACAAAUAGAAUAAUGUAUGGUCCAGAAUAUAUUAUCACACAAUAAUAUAUGUCUUGAGUUUUUUAGGUUUUUUUGCAAAAAUAUAAGCUACCGGUAUUUACUAACUAGCAGGCCUGCUGCCAGCCCCCCAAAAUAUACGCAAUAUUCUUGUUUAAUAUGCUAGUUUAUUAUAUUAUUAUUAUUAUAGCCUGUUACUAUAUUUUACAUAUGACUAUAAUAAUUAUGCCCUUAUACUUGAAUUCAAUCAAUUUACCGACAGAAUGCAACAAAGGUAGUCAGACAAAAUAAACUAAUGUCAUGUUUCCAAUACAAUUGCUUAAUAGAAAAUGUACUUGCUCAUAGAAGCAUCUGAUUUACUGUAAAGCAGUUUCUAGAUAUUUGCACUCCAGACCAAGCGGUCGUCUGCAACAAUCCUUUGAAUCCAGGUGCCUAUUUUAACUCAUUUUGGAACCGGAUAGUAAGCAUGAUCUUCCUCAAAUUACUAUGAAGUUGUUUAGGGUGAGGUAAUAUUUUCUUUUCUUUCAGUACUUUUGCAUUAUUAGUUUUAUGUGUAUCUGUAAAUACAGCACACAUUUAAAUUACGUCUACACACUACCUAACAGGUGCGACAGACUCAACCAAUUUCAACCAAUUUCAACUUCAACCAGCUACAACUUUUCAUUUCAUAUGAUGCAUUUUUUUAACAAAAGUUUAGGGUAUCAGCAUUACCUGAAUGCCUAUGUAUUUGUGUACAG
This is a messenger RNA of Acipenser ruthenus (sterlet), 3926 nucleotides long. RefSeq names its product cadherin-6-like. Lineage: Eukaryota; Metazoa; Chordata; Actinopteri; Acipenseriformes; Acipenseridae. The transcript is spliced from 12 exons. Gene Ontology annotation, cellular component: adherens junction; plasma membrane; catenin complex. The record is from RefSeq and is a predicted model, not a curated record. Gene Ontology annotation, biological process: cell morphogenesis; cell-cell junction assembly; calcium-dependent cell-cell adhesion. The coding region runs from base 314 to 2674 and encodes 786 amino acids. Gene Ontology annotation, molecular function: cadherin binding; calcium ion binding.